AUGCAAGUAGAUAGACCACAGACAAAACAGAGCUCAAGGAAAACUAAGAAAGCAUGGAGAAAGAACAUAGAUCUAGAUGAUAUUGAGUCAGGGCUUGAGCAGAGGCGUGAAGAGCUGAUUCAACAUGGUGAGGCUCUGGAUAGUAUUGAUUCUGAAGACCUUUUUUUCAUAGAUGAUGAAGCUGAUGAGAAGGUGGUGAAGAAGAUGAAACGCGAAAACGUCAAGCUUCUUAAGUCGCAAGAAAUUUUGAACCAACGAUCUAAAGUGCCAGGUCUGGAGACAGAGAGGCAUAAACGGAAAAUUCAGGGAGUUGACAAGAAAGAAGUGCAUAAAUUGAUGGAACUGGCUGGAAAAGUUCAAGGCGUGACUAAAGCCCAAGCAGCAGUGAGCAAUGAGGGGCUGGCUAAGGUCACUAAAAUCUAUGAUGUGUGGUCUGAACCUGAGUCUCGCGAGCAGAGUCCAAGUCUCGCAAGCUAUACUCCAGCUACGAAAGCCCCUAAGACCCUAUCGGAGCCUCCCAUCAAGGUAAGAGAGGUGGAAACCCUUCCUCAUGAAGGAAAGUCCUAUAAUCCAUCUUUUGAGAGCUGGCAGGAACUGAUCAAGACGGAAUCAUUCAAAGAAAGCACUAAGGAGGAGCAAAAAUUAGCUUUGCAGGAGCACCAAGAGAAAAUUCAGUACUUGAUUGAGAAUUUUGACGAUGAUGAGGUCCCGGAAGACGACGAACAAGAGGAGGAAGAGGAGGAGGAUGCAAGUGACGUGACAAAAUUGUCGCUAAAUCCAGCUGUCAAAAACAAGGAGAAAACUAAGGCACAGAGAAAUCGGGAACAGAGACAUAAAGAGAGAAUGAAGCUUGAGACCGAAAUGAAGGAGUUGAAACAGAAAAUUAAGGAGCUAGAAACGUUACCUGAGCUGCUAUCAAAAGAAAGUCCUAGUAAUGUCAGAACCAAACAGGAUAAAGUUGCCAAGGAGAAGAAGAAGCUAGGAACGAAGCACCAACCUGUCGAAGGGUUGCUGGAAGUGAAAUUGAGCGACGAACUGAGCGAUAGUUUACGCAAACUUAAGCCAGAAGGCAAUCUGUUGUACGACCAAAUGCGCGCAUUACAGUCUUCGGGUAAGGUUGAGGCCAGAAAGCCUGUGAAGCAGAAGCGCAAGUACGCCCCAAAGCUUACUGAAAAGUGGACUUACAAGGAUUUUCGCGGAUAA
This is a messenger RNA of Ogataea parapolymorpha DL-1, 1203 nucleotides long. RefSeq names its product Cellular protein. Gene Ontology annotation, cellular component: nucleolus. Gene Ontology annotation, biological process: rRNA processing; ribosomal large subunit assembly. The record is from RefSeq and is a predicted model, not a curated record. The transcript has a single exon. Gene Ontology annotation, molecular function: 5S rRNA binding. NCBI's taxonomy places the organism in Eukaryota, Fungi, Ascomycota, Pichiomycetes, Pichiales, Pichiaceae. Bases 1 to 1203 code for a protein of 400 amino acids.